Molecule: messenger RNA, 2007 nt
Organism: Sporisorium graminicola
Lineage: Eukaryota; Fungi; Basidiomycota; Ustilaginomycetes; Ustilaginales; Ustilaginaceae
Exons: 1
Coding region: 1-2007 (668 amino acids)
Biological process (GO): phosphatidylinositol dephosphorylation
Cellular component (GO): endoplasmic reticulum
Molecular function (GO): phosphatidylinositol-4-phosphate phosphatase activity
Source: RefSeq, a predicted model, not a curated record
AUGCCGUCGUCUAGCGGCCUCCCCCAGCUGUGGGAUGGGUUUCGUUUGCGUACCUCGCCUCAAGCCUAUGUCUUUGAACCUACAUCGGCGUCGGGCUCCACCACCUCCGAGGUGCUCGUGAUUGACCGAAACGACAGCAGUCUGCGUCUGGCCAAAGAUGCACCAGGUGGGGGGGACAAGACCAUGUCGGUACAAGGCAUUGUUGGUAUCAUCAAGCUGCACAGCUCCGAGUUCCUUGUCGUAAUCACCAGCAAGAAGAAGGUCGCCGAGAUCGCAGGUGCUGACAUCUACAUGGCGACCGAGUUCCGCACGCUCCCACUCGACAAGGAGGCCAAUCCUUCGUUGCUCAAACACCCUGUUGAAAAGACGCUGCUCGGCUUGCUCAAGGCUCACCUCUACAGUGCCCCAUUUUAUUUCAGCUACCACUACGAUCUCACAAGUAGCAUGCAGCGUCAAGCUGAAGUUUCGAACAAGUCGGCACCGCUCUGGCAGCGUACCGACGAACGCUUCUUCUGGAACCGCUUCCUGAUGAAGAAGCUGGUCGAGACGACGCAGUCUGGUGCCCACGAUCUGUCGCGCUUCAUCCUUCCGUGCGUCUUUGGCUUCCUCGAGGUCAAGGAGGUCAAGAUCAACAACCACGCCUUUGUACUCGGUCUCAUCGCUCGUCGCUCACGUCACCGCGUAGGCACGCGAUACUUUUCCCGAGGCAUCGACCUCAACGGCAACGUGUCCAACUUCAACGAGACCGAGCAAUUUGUCAUCACGAAUCCCAAAGGUGGUCCCACCAUGAUCAAGGCCAACGGCAGCAUCCGCAAGAGCUACGUCCAAACCCGAGGCAGCGUCCCCGUCUUCUGGGCUGAAAUCAACAACCUGCGCUACAAGCCGGACCUGCAGAUCAUGGAGAAACCCGAGACUGUCGAAGCUACCCGUCGCCACUUCGAGGAUCAGGUAAAUCGAUACGGAGACAACUACUUGGUGAACCUGGUCAACCAAAAAGGCUACGAGAAGCCCGUCAAGGAGGCGUACGAGCGCGCUGUCGACAAGCUGCACAACCCGCAGGUGCACUACACCUACUAUGACUUCCACCACGAAUGCAAGGGCAUGAAGUUCGAACGCGUCAUGGAUCUCAUUGACCGUCUUCAGACCAAAGGUCUCAAGAGCGCAGACUACUUUGCAAGCGAAGAUGGCAAAGUGGUGAGCAGCCAGCGCUCGGUGGUGCGCACCAAUUGCAUGGACUGUCUCGACCGCACCAACGUCGUGCAGGGUACUUUGGCACGCUGGGUGCUCAACGAGCAGCUGCGUUCCAUCGGCAUCCUCGACGCAGGUGAAAAGGUCGAGACACAGGCCGAGUUCAUGCACGUCUACCGCAACGUAUGGGCCGACCAUGCUGAUGUCAUCUCCAAGGCGUACAGUGGGACGGGCGCGCUCAAGACGGACUUUACGCGGACGGGCAAGCGGUCAAAGGAGGGUGCGUUGCAGGACGGCGUCAACUCGGUGACGCGGUAUGUCAAGAACAACUACUUUGACGGCGCCCGCCAGGAUGCCUACGACCUGUUCACGGGCGCAUGGGAGCCGUCCAAGGGCCUGCCGCACCCGGACCAGCGCGCGUUGCUGGUGCGUGCCAUGCCCUGGGUGUUCUUCUUCGCCCUCUCGAUGGUUUUCGCUAGCUUGGUGCUGCCUCGUCACACGACGGCGCAAACCAUCGCCUCCGUCGCGGGCGAUGCUGCCAAGGGCUCGUCGUCGCACCUCUACUUUUUCACGCUCUGGCUCGUCAUCGCCGUCGGCAGUCUGCAGUUCAUGGUCUCGAGGGGCCUCGACUAUGUCGCUUGGCCAACACUCAACCGUCCCGACGAGACGAUCUUCUACGAUGGUCCCGGAUUCAAGAGCGGUGCUAAGGGUAGAACUGGUGUUGUCAACCCGCUGAAGGCGAUUAAGAGGCAGAAUGGUGGUGUGAAGGCGAGCUCCGGUGUGGGAAGGAGGGGUGAGGCCUACUCGAUUCCUUCUUGA